UAUGCACCUCGGAUCACGUAAAUACAUUUGCUUCCUUGUAGAAACCAUCAGAAGUAGUGAGUCGAUCUCUGGAGAGUGACAGCCGUCUGCACAGGGCUUGUUUAGGUGAACACGAUGGGGAAAAUAGAGUGGGCGAUGUGGGCUAACGAGCAGGCUCUGGCUUCGGGACUUAUUCUCCUCACUGGAGGCAUUGUGGGGGUGGCUGGACAGUUCAGAGGCUGGCAGUUUGCUGCUUAUGCAGUUGCUGCUGGGGUGUUUGUGUGUCUACUUGAGUAUCCCAGAAGCAAGAGGGCCAAGGGCACGAGUGUGGAGAGAUCGGGCCAGUACUGCUUUACUGUGUGUGUAAAAGCCUUUGGGCCACUGACAAGGAACUAUUAUGUCAGAGCAUUUUUACAUGCUGCAAUCUGUGUACCUGGAGGUUUUAUGCUUGCUACUGUCCUCGGAUGUGUCUGCCUCGGCAUUGCCAGCCUCAUCUACCUGGUGGCUGCUAUCCGAGGUGAACACUGGGAGCCCAUUCUUCCAAGGAAGGAGGUCCGAAAGCCUGUUGCAGAGAGCAUCAAGAAUCCUCCCCAGAAUCCACCACCAAGACCUCCUGCAGAGAUGCGCAGGAAACGGGUAGACGACCUGGAGGGAGCAGCCUAUGACAACCCCAUCACUGUCACAGACAAUUAGUAACCGGUCCAGUGUCCCAUUCCCUCUAUCCCUUCCCCCUGUCUGCCUGAGAUCUUGGUACAAUUAAACCCAUCAAAACCACUCACAGUGGGGCGUCACCAGAUUCUGUGAUUCUGGACAAAUGAAUAGUUUUCUGAAGUGUAGUGAAGCUAGUGACUGGACUGCAUGUUGGGUCCACCUUCAUACCUCAACCUGCAGACAAAUAUCUUGAAAACAGAGCAAAAUGUUUCUUAGCAAGAACUAAGAAUUAAAAGGAGGUGAGGUAAAGUGAAUGUCAUAUUUUACUUUUGAACAAAAAAAAAAAAAACGUGCCGCAGGAGAUUAUUGUAAGUGGUAUAGCUGCUAAGUGGCAACCACAUACAGAUAUUGUCAAGUCAAAAGACUGUAAGUGAUCACUGCUGUGCAAACAAGUGCCUGUCUUCUGCUACAACCACCAUAUAUUUUAUUUUUUACUUACCCUUUGUUCUUAAUCUGUAUGUAUUUAAGUAUUUCUUGAAGUCAACUGAUCAAAAUACAGUAGGACUACAUAGCACUGUUUGCUAUGAUUAACAUAUUGGCACAUAUGUAUGUGGCGGAUAUUAGCCAUUCAUUAUUUUAUUCUGUACUUUUAUGUCUUGUAAAUAAAUUCUGCAAGCCCUUUGAAUCAUG
Molecule: messenger RNA, 1320 nt
Organism: Morone saxatilis (striped sea-bass)
Lineage: Eukaryota; Metazoa; Chordata; Actinopteri; Moronidae
Gene: cyba
Product: cytochrome b-245 light chain
Exons: 6
Coding region: 115-672 (185 amino acids)
Biological process (GO): superoxide anion generation
Cellular component (GO): NADPH oxidase complex
Molecular function (GO): heme binding
Source: RefSeq, a predicted model, not a curated record